CAAAGAGUAACUCUUUGAUUAUCUCGGAUUGUUAAAAGCUUUUUGUUAUAAUUAUUGAUUUGUAUUUUAUUUCGUUAAUAGUCACUCAUUGAAAUAUCUAACUACUAUCCUUUCAUAUAAGUUGUCUACAAUUAAAUGCCUGUUAAUAGUUAGUUUAUUUAUAUGGUUGAUUGUAAUUUAAUCAAUUCCUGAUAAUUGUUUACACUUAAAAUUCUGUGUACCUUCAUGUCAAAUGUUUAAAAGCUGCUUUAGGUUAAAGUUUAAUGUCUCAAAUUGCAAAAAGUUAACAUCAUCUUUCAACAAAUUUCAUCGAGAAAUCAACACCAAAGCAAAUAAUAUGUUAGAAACUAAAUUGAUUACCGGUAAAAAUGAUAUUAAGUCAAUUGUCGAUGAUAUUGAUACGAUAAUAAGUGAUUGUGAUGGAGUUACUUGGAUAGAGAAACGGCCCAUUGAAGGAGCUGCAGAUUUCUUCAAGAAAAUGAGAUCGAUGGGAAAACGGAUUGUUUUUGCGACCAACAAUAGCACCAAAUCUCGAGAAUCAUUACUGGUCAAAUUGAACUCGCUUGGAUUUGAAUCAACCAUAGAUGAAGUGAUGGUAACAAGUUUCGCUACUGCAAUUGCCCUUGGAAAGUUAUCUUUUACUGGUAAAGUCUUUUGUCUUGGUUCACCAGUUUUAAGAGCUGAUAUUGAAUCGGCUGGGUUCAAUGUAGUCCCUCCAUCUUCACAAAUUAAUGAGGAUGAGGAAGAAGCUAAGCUGUUCAAUGGAGAUGGAAUCGAUUAUCAUGCUAUUCCAUUUGAUCCGGAUGUUUCUGCUGUGGUUAUUGGUAUGACUUACAAAGUUUCCGCUAUAAAAUUGAUUAAAGCUUGCACUUAUAUUUCAAGAGUAUCACCUGAUUUAAUAAUGUCUACAAAUACUGAUUUCUCGUUCCCUGGACCGAAGGGAGUCGUUAUUCCUGGUACUGGCAGUUACGUUCAAUUAAUUGAAAAUGUUACCAAAAGAAAGAUGUUUUCUAUUGGAAAACCAAAUAAAACCUUCUUUGAAUGUAUCAGGCAUAUUCAUCCAACUGUGAACCCUGAUCGAACUAUGGUUAUUGGAGAUAGAUGUGAUACUGAUAUUGCAUUUGGUUAUAACAAUGGAUUUAAAUACAAGUUGCUAGUUGGUACUGGAGUCAAUAGUUUAGCUGAUGUCAAACAAUUUGCCGAUGAUAAGCUUGAAGAUCUUGUACCGAGCCAUUUUGCUCCAAGCUUGAAUGACCUGAACCUUUAUCUAUCAGAUUGAUAUUUAUUGUACUUUUCGACUUGUUGAUUAUUUAGUUAUUUUAAAUGGUGAUUUUAUUUAUUUAAUCCAGUUCAAUCUUAACAAUUCAUGUCAUUCAGUCUUGAUUGAAAUGAUAAACCAUGCUGUUGCGUAAAGAAGUUUAUUAAUUUGAUUAAUUAAUCUGAUUUAUUUACGAGAUGAAAGUCACAAUCUUCAACUCAUAAGUGGACAAAAAAAUUGCCGAACCAUCACACAGGUUCAAUGAUUUUAAGAGUUAGAUUAACAUUAAAAGUAUUUAUAGUUGUGAA
Molecule: messenger RNA, 1566 nt
Organism: Tetranychus urticae (two-spotted spider mite)
Lineage: Eukaryota; Metazoa; Arthropoda; Arachnida; Trombidiformes; Tetranychidae
Product: phosphoglycolate phosphatase
Cellular component (GO): cytoplasm
Molecular function (GO): phosphatase activity
Source: RefSeq, a predicted model, not a curated record